Lentinula edodes (shiitake mushroom) is the source of this 984-nucleotide messenger RNA. Its product is annotated as putative formate/nitrite transporter. Gene Ontology annotation, cellular component: membrane. Gene Ontology annotation, molecular function: high-affinity secondary active nitrite transmembrane transporter activity. The coding region runs from base 32 to 940 and encodes 302 amino acids. Lineage: Eukaryota; Fungi; Basidiomycota; Agaricomycetes; Agaricales; Omphalotaceae. The transcript has 16 exons. Gene Ontology annotation, biological process: transmembrane transport; nitrite transport. The record is from RefSeq and is a predicted model, not a curated record.
CACUAGUCCAGUUCACCCUUCCCCCAGCCAUAUGAACACCGCCAGUCCUACUUUGAAACCUGCGGCCGUCGCCGCGCUCAUAGUCGAACAUGCUGUUUCAAAGCACAACACCCCGUAUGAAGUCAUUUUUUCCAAAGCUUUCCUGGCGGGCGUCAUGUUGAGCUUCGGAGGCCUUCUAUCGGAAGUCACAUCAGGAGGCGCUACUUCGUUGACAACCUCGAACCCCGGCCUCGCGAAGGUACUAGGAGGUUUUGUCUUUCCUGUUGGUUUGGUGAUGAUCGUGCUCAACGGUUAUGAACUACUGACCAGCAAUAUGAUGUAUUUCCCAAUGGCCGUGGCCAAAAGAGCGGUACCCUGGUGGAGCUUGCCUGUGAAUUGGAUCAUUGUGACUUUCGGGAACCUUGUGGGAAGCCUCUUCUUUGGAGCAAUUCUGGUCAAAUACUCCGGCAUCGUUUCUACUGCACCAUACAACACUUACAUCGUCGAAUUUGCCAUGAAAAAGGCCUCGGAACCCGAAUGGCAUCAGAUAUUCUUGAGAGGGAUCGGAUGUAACUGGCUUGUAUGCAUCGCAGUUUGGCAAGCUGCCGGCGCUCGAGACACUAUAUCCAAGAUAUUCGCAAUCUGGCUUCCGAUUUGGGUAUUCGUGGCUUGUGGUUAUGACCAUGUCGUUGCAAACAUGUUUUCGGUUCCGCUGGGGAUCAUGUUUGGAGCUGAUCUGACGGCAGCGGAGUAUAUUCGAAAGUCUUUGAUCGCAGCUUACCUUGGCAAUGUCAUCGGCGCACUGUUUGUCGCAAUGCCCGCCACAUACUUCUACUUGCGAGAUUACAAUGCAGGGAACAUGCGUGCUGCAGAAAACGGGGAGUUGUCAGCCGGUGAACUUGCAGCUGGGGUGACGGAAAUACAGGUUAAUGAUAGUGACAAUAAAUCCAAGCGACAAUAAUUAGUCGUAGUCGAACGGGCACCAAACUAAUUAGCGUAAUCAAC